This is a messenger RNA of Phlebotomus argentipes, 1988 nucleotides long. RefSeq names its product serine/threonine-protein phosphatase 6 regulatory ankyrin repeat subunit B. The record is from RefSeq and is a predicted model, not a curated record. Gene Ontology annotation, molecular function: protein binding. The coding region runs from base 604 to 1794 and encodes 396 amino acids. The transcript is spliced from 6 exons. NCBI's taxonomy places the organism in Eukaryota, Metazoa, Arthropoda, Insecta, Diptera, Psychodidae.
UCCCUUUUAUUGUGUAAUCCAGACGAAAGGUGCACAGACAAAUUUCGCUCGACCAUUAAAUCGAUAAUCUGAUUUGUUCCUCAGCGAGUUGAUAAAUGGGUCGACCUGCUUUAAGAAGCUCACUCCUGCUUCCUUUUCUUUGCUCUGAAAAAUUCCACAACCAACUUUAAAUGGAUUAGUAGCAAAUCAAGGAGGAACUCGUGUGUGUAUGGAAGAUCUCAAAGAACAUGACAUGAGAAAUCAUUAAUUCAUCAUGUGCUCAAUUGUGAUUCUUGGCGGAAGUGAUGGUGCUUUUCGCAUUCAAUUUAAGAGCAAAGAUUACAUUUCAGUGACAUUUUCUGUGACUUCUUCUGCUGGCGAAAUGAGAAAUUUCACCAUGGGAAAUCUCAGUAAAUUUUAGAUAUAUAAUAAUUGAAAGCUUGGAGUCCUCAUAAAAGUCCUCUUAUUGACAAUUUGCGUUACACGUUGAACUUUUCUUCUUCGUCAAAUUUCAAUCACAAUCUAAAAUGGGAAAAUAUUGUGGGUUUAUUAAUUUUGUCUUGCCCUUUAAACUGUUGAGAAAGUUGUCCGCCUUUAAAUCCACGCUUUCCCACCGUAUUUGACAUGUUUUCGUGCUCUAUAUUUAGGCUCAUUUGCCAACAAGAGAGAGAGGCUCAUGAGCGGGAUAGUGUGAAAUGUUGCGCAUUUUCAAUUUCCCUUGCAGACAUGAACGACAGCGGCAACGGCAAUCUACUGGAGAUUCCCUUGUUCAGGACGGAGGAAGGACGAUAUUUGGCUACAAGUCUGGGUGAUCCUUUGAUAAAGGGACUCACCGAAGUUGCGAAUCAGCGCCCGGAAAAUCCUGUUGCAUUUCUCGCGAGCUACCUUAACAAUUUCGUCAACAAACCAGCAUCAGACGAACAGCAAAUGAUCCCGGCAAAAAGCGACACGAAGGAGAGUGGGGCUCGUGAGGUAGCCGGAAGGAGUGUUAUUGAUCAUCCUGUUGCCGAUGCUGUGCCUUCGACACCGUCGCCCGACGAGGAAGAGACAACCGGAGCUUUUGACCGAGACGAGCACGGCCAGAGCAUGUUGCACUUCGCCUGCGCUCGUUCACACGGCAGAAACGCUCUGUUCCACCUGAUUGAGGAGUCAGGCGUGAGCAUCACCUUCCGAGACGAGCUUUACCGCACUGCUCGGGAUGUGGCUCUGCAGGCCAGCCAGGCGUCGAAUGCCAAAGAGUUGGACCGGUACGUUGUUGCUCUGGCAGCUCGCGGAGACAUCGACACGUUCCAGGCGAUGCUCCUGGACGGCUAUGACCACAUCCUGGAUCCCAGGGACGCCGAGGGCAACAGCAUUACGAGUGUGGCGCAAGCAAGAGGACAUCAAGAGCUGUUCAAGUUCCUCGAGAGCAUUCCUGACUUUGAGGAGCGCCGCGAGAAGUGUCACAACAUAAUUCGCGACGAGGAUCUGGAGAGACUGCAGCGAUUCCUCGACUCAUCAUCAGACGCCAUACGCCUCAUGAAGGCACGCAAUUACUAUGGUCGAAACGCCCUGCACAUCGCUGUGCUGAAGGAGAAAGAGGACGUCGUGGAGUACAUCGUGACGAAUUUCCGCGCAACAAUCAAACUUGGAGACAAUCUGGAGAGGACUCCACUCCACUAUGCCAUGGGAGUGUCCGCCGUGGAGGCAAUCAGUCGCAUUUUGAUCAAGAACGGCGCCAAGCGCGUGGUGAAGGAUCUCAAGGGGAGACAGCCGAGUUACUAUUUCAUGAACAAGUCCGACAUUCUUCGUCUGCAAGAGGAGGAGCACCACUGAAACCCUCGAAGCACAUCGCGCACUCUGCAAAGAGCACAUUAGAUGUGAUGCAAGUACUGUCCGUCGACUUAUUGAACGUAGGCAAGAGUAAGGACGCAAUUGAGAGUCAGCAUAAUGUCUUUCUUUUUCGCACACAUUUAGCGUUGGCUGUAGUUUACAUUCAUUAAACUUAUGUCUCUUAACACUAGUGAAAA